This is a messenger RNA of Cavia porcellus (domestic guinea pig), 651 nucleotides long. It is a transcript of the gene Cimip1, whose product is annotated as ciliary microtubule inner protein 1. The coding region runs from base 64 to 474 and encodes 136 amino acids. The record is from RefSeq and is a predicted model, not a curated record. The transcript has 4 exons. NCBI's taxonomy places the organism in Eukaryota, Metazoa, Chordata, Mammalia, Rodentia, Caviidae.
CCUAGCUACACAAGACGCUGAGCUCAGACCCCAGCGUGUUAGGUGUAAGGAGACCCCGGCCCCAUGGCAGGGAAAAUGAUUAGCACCGAGGCGGCCCAGCGUAUGAACUUCGUAGCCCAGGACGAGAUCUGGAGAUACCGCCUCAAGGCCGAAUCCGAGGCACGGAAAAACUGGGCCCAGAACUGGGGAUUUUUGACAACCCCGUUGGAAGAGUUGAUCCAGGGUGAAGAACCUCGCACCCUAAAGCCAAAACUUGAGCUUCCUGAGCACUUCCACAUCCGGCCCGUGACCCCCGUGGAGAAAUACAUCAAGGUCCUGCCGUCGCCCCCGGUCCCGCAGACCACGCAGGGCUUCAUCGGCUGGCGCUCGGCGGUGCAGGGCCUCAACAAGUGCCUGGAGCAUGACAGCGCCAUCCGCAGCUGCAAAGGCACCUACGCCCGGAGCCUGGGCUGGCCCGAGCAGGGCGUGCACUGAGCCUGAGCCUGGGCCUGGCCAGGAGCAGACCCAGGCUGCGGAAUGAGGAAGAAGCCCACCCAAAGCUCUGAGGUCCCUGCAGCUUCUCCCAGGGGUGCAGCACAGAACACAAAGUCAGCUGCAAGCCACCCGGCUCCAGCCUUCCAAAGGUCCACGGAAUGAAUACAGCCAAUAGAA